AUGGCCACAGAUGGUUCCAACAGUCCAUCUUUCUCGAACUCUUCCUCAGAUCACACCGAGAAAGUCAAAAAAACCCGAGUAAGGCAAUCAUUGGUAUGCCAUCACUGCAAGAGAAGGAAGAUCAAAUGUGACAAGAAACGGCCUACUUGUGGUAACUGUGCUAAACUGCACAUUGAAUGCAUCUAUGAUCUCGAGAAUCAGUCGAAGCACAAGAAUGGGAUAAGCAAGCCAUCAACCUUACAUGAGAAAUUGAACGAGCUGGAAAGCAAGUUUGAAGAUUUGCAACGCACAUUGAAAGUCGGAGAUCUUGAAGACUGGAAUCAGGCCUCUAGUCCGAGUAAAGUUCCAACAAAGGUAAAUUUCUACGAAGGACUUCAGCCUUGCUGUCUCACCAGCAUCUUCAAGUCCGACUACAAGCCUUUUUCAGACAUGGGCAUGAUUCAAAGAAAUCCACGUUUGAACCCGUUUUUGAAGUUUGUAACGCGCUCUUUUAAGCCACUUAAUUAUGCCGUGAAAAAACUCAUGCUGUCUGUGGGCGACAUCAUCACACCCCACUCCGACGAACUGGAGUCCGUGGCCAAGGUCUUGUUUUUGACACCAGAAGUCCGUAAAAUCUUGAAAAAGCACACAAUGAACCCUGAAGAUCUGAAUGCAGAAACCUCAGAAGCCAUUAAACGCUGUCUUUUGGAAAAAGGCACUCAAACCUCACAGAAUGCAUUGACUGAGCCAAUUGACCUUGAGUUUUACGUUUCCAAGACCACACGUCAAGAACUCAUCGAUCUAAUAGUGUCGAUUUUGCCCAACAAAACCAAUCUCGAUCAACUUCUCACUUACUUCAUGACCAAGAUGUAUCCCUUAGUGCCAUACAUUCACAAGACGCAAAUCCUCGAAAUGGUUGCGGAUUCCCUUCAGUACUCACACUCUGGGCAAGUAAUAGGUCUCAAAAUCGGCGAUGAUCAAGAUUUCGCUCGGAAAAUUGGCCGUUUUGCCAUAUUCUUGGUGUUAUUGCGCAUAUCAUACACCGCGAUGAUGCUAGUGAAUAAGCCAUACGAUGGAGAAGUCACAAAUCAGUUCAUUUCUGUUGCUCAAAAAUGCCUAGCACAUUUGAUUGCGCUUUCGCACAAUACAAAUGAAGACAUUCUUUCCUGUUUAAUCCUAAUAAGGUGGUCACUACUCUACUUUCCUACUGAUGGAGACGUCAUGACUGGUUCCAUUACAGAUAUGCUCAUGUCUUUGAUAAUGAAUCAUGCUUUCAAGAUUGGUCUCUAUCGAGAUUGUAUACAUUCAGAGCUCGAUCGAAGCAACGAUCCAGAGGGAAGGUACUUUUUCCACUACCGAACAAAGCUCUGGAUGGGGACACUGAUACUAUUGAGGUCAGACAUGUAUUUGAGAGGCAAUUUUCCCACCUUGAGCGCUGAAUAUGCCAAUAUGACUUUGAAGCAAGAGGUACGAGAGAACUACGAGGACGAAACAGAGUACCAAGUUCAUCGGAUUCUUCACAAGCAAUUGGAAGUUUACAGCAAAGCUAGCGUUCUAGACAAGCUGUCCAGUCAGUUGCGCGAAGGAACUGACGUUGAUGAGAUAUAUUCAAAGAUACGGCACCUCGAGUAUGAAUUACAAUAUGUGGUUCCGCUUUCGAAUACUCGCUAUCUAGCACCAGAGACAUCAAUUCACACUGUGUUACAAAGUAUGAACAACGCGCUUCACUUCAAGGUAAAUGUCAUUAUCAGAAUAUACUUCUUGGCAAUCCGUGCCUCGAUCGUAUGCGAUUUGGAGGCUCAAAUUAUUAAGCGAUUGGGUCGAUCCGAGCAUUUGCCUUUGCGUUAUAGAGAGGUCACGAUGGAGUGUUUCGAAGCCGCGCUUCAUCUCGGGGGAAUGCUUCAAGACUACAUGAGCUCUGCAAGCGACGAACAAAACAAGCUAGUGUUCCGCGAUCAUCGCUAUUUCAUGGACCAGCUGGUGCAGAUUGGUACUUUUCGAGUAUCGUAUUAUCUGAUCGGCGUCAUCUUGACUAUUCUGAGGGUAAAGGAAGGGCUCUCUGACUUCAAGUGGCAGAAUGAAAACAAGCAAAGUCUUGGAGCGGAAAUCAACUACAAAACGUCGGUGAUAGACUCUGUCGCGAUCUCUAUUUUCCAAUACGUCCAGAAAUUGGUUCACUUGGGUUCUCACACCCUGUCCGACACCUAUUUCACUUCGUUCAAGCAACUGUUCUUGGAAUAUGCAAUGCAGGUGAUCCAGAAUGAAAUAAAUCCCAACACAACCAGUCAUCUGAAGGAGGUUUUAGGCGACACAUACAUUCCAGCAGCAAUUGACUACUCGCCCGAGGAUUGGGUGAAAUUCUCGAACUAUGUGCAUAAAGCUCUUGGCCAAGGCCCAUCAGUUCCCAGUUAUCCUUCCGCAGAUGAGCUUUUGGCAGCCACAGCGUUCCCCAUCGGUCAGGAUGAUCUGACAGACGAGCUCAUGAAUCCCAUGUCACUAUUUGGUGAUGAUGUCAACAUACAGAAUAUGCUAGACGGAGACUACACUUGGGCAGAUUUCAUAUGA
This is a messenger RNA of Lachancea meyersii CBS 8951, 2544 nucleotides long. Lineage: Eukaryota; Fungi; Ascomycota; Saccharomycetes; Saccharomycetales; Saccharomycetaceae. The record is from the annotation of a GenBank genome assembly.